AAAACAUUUUAAUAUUUUUUUAGUAUUAUUUCUACUAGUAUUAGUUUAGUAUACGUGUUUAAUGUUUAUAAAUGAAAAUUAAGUUGUUGUUUCUUGUACAUAUAAAUUAUUAAUUACAAAUACAAACGUAUAGACUAUAGUUUAGAAAAAUGUCUUCAAAGAAAGGGUUUUUUUGUAUGAAUACAUUGAAACAAUUUGACGCAUUUGCUAAACCAUUAGAAGAAGUUCAAAUAAAAACUGUAUGGGGAGGAAUCGUUUCUUUGGUGUGUUUUCUGACCAUUGUACUUUUGAUGGUGUCAAAUUUAGUUGAAUAUCUUGACAACACUCCCACUGAAGAACUUUUUGUUGACACAUCACGAAAUAAAAAGUUACAAAUAAAUUUUGAUAUUGUUGUUCCUAAAAUAUCUUGUGAUUUUCUAGUUUUAGAUGCAGUUGAUAAUUCAGGUGAAACACAUUUGCAGGUGGAUCAUAAUAUUUAUAAACGGAGGUUAAAUUUAGAAGGUCAACCAAUUAGUGACCCUGAAAAAUCUGAUGAUGUUGGCAGUAAAAAAAUAUUAAAACCUGAAUCUAUGUUAAAAUCAAAUGAAACAGAUAAUGCUAAUAAUACUGAAGCCCUUUGUGGAAGUUGUUAUGGAGCUGAAAGUUCAACUAUUCCGUGUUGUAAUACUUGUGAUGAUGUUAAAAGAGCUUAUAAAAUGAAAAAUUGGGAUUUCCGCCCUUCAAGUAUAGAACAAUGUAUGAAUCAAUCAUCUCAAAAUGAAAUGCAUGACAAAGCAUUUAAAGAAGGCUGUCAACUAUAUGGUACACUUCUGGUAAAUAGGGUCAGUGGAAGUUUUCAUAUUGCGCCAGGGAUGAGUUUUUCAUUUAAUCAUAUGCAUGUUCAUGAUGUACAUCCAUUUUCAUCUUCAUCGUUUAACACAACUCAUAUUAUAAGACAUUUGUCAUUUGGUCAAAAAUUGGAAUCAAUGACUACAAAUCAUGGCGGUAAUCCAUUGGACUCAAGCGAAUCUAUUGCUGCAGAAGGAGCAACAAUGUUUCAGUAUUAUAUUAAAAUUGUUCCAACACUCUAUCAAAGAAGAGACUUAUCAUUAUUUUCUACUAACCAGUUCUCAGUGACCAAACACAAGGUAUAUUUUUGGUUUUAUUGUGUUGAGUAUUGA
Diuraphis noxia (Russian wheat aphid) is the source of this 1160-nucleotide messenger RNA. RefSeq names its product endoplasmic reticulum-Golgi intermediate compartment protein 3. Gene Ontology annotation, cellular component: endoplasmic reticulum membrane; endoplasmic reticulum; Golgi membrane. The record is from RefSeq and is a predicted model, not a curated record. Lineage: Eukaryota; Metazoa; Arthropoda; Insecta; Hemiptera; Aphididae. Gene Ontology annotation, biological process: retrograde vesicle-mediated transport, Golgi to endoplasmic reticulum; endoplasmic reticulum to Golgi vesicle-mediated transport.